Corythoichthys intestinalis (scribbled pipefish) is the source of this 8830-nucleotide messenger RNA. It is a transcript of the gene ralaa, whose product is annotated as v-ral simian leukemia viral oncogene homolog Aa (ras related). Gene Ontology annotation, molecular function: GTPase activity; GTP binding; GDP binding. Gene Ontology annotation, biological process: regulation of exocytosis; Ras protein signal transduction. The coding region runs from base 297 to 917 and encodes 206 amino acids. The transcript is spliced from 5 exons. The record is from RefSeq and is a predicted model, not a curated record. Gene Ontology annotation, cellular component: plasma membrane. Lineage: Eukaryota; Metazoa; Chordata; Actinopteri; Syngnathiformes; Syngnathidae.
GCGGAGGCUCACUAAGCCGAACAAAACCGAGUAAAGUCGAGUGUAGCCGAAUCGAGCCCAGCCCGGUGCCCGCCUGUCACAUCACUGCUGCUAACUGCUCGAGCUAGCUGUGGGAACUAGCCAUGAGCUAACGAGCAGCUCGUUAGAAAGUCUCUUUUUUUUCUUUUACCCACGUACAUUUAAACACUCGCCCGAGGCGGACCCGACACGGAAGCUUCCACCUUUUCCGGGAUUUAAAGCUUAACCUAACUGAGCCCGGGUUUGAAAUCCCCCUUCCCCGAUCUGUACGCGGAGCUAUGGCUGCUGCUAAACCCAAAGGCCAAAAUUCUUUAGCCCUCCACAAAGUCAUCAUGGUGGGCAGCGGCGGCGUGGGCAAGUCGGCCCUCACGCUGCAGUUCAUGUACGACGAGUUCGUAGAAGAUUAUGAGCCCACCAAAGCGGACAGCUACAGGAAGAAGGUGGUGCUGGACGGCGAGGAGGUCCAGAUCGACAUCCUGGACACGGCCGGGCAGGAGGACUACGCCGCUAUCCGCGACAACUACUUCCGUAGCGGCGAGGGCUUCCUAUGCGUUUUCUCCAUCACUGAGCUGGAGUCCUUCGCCGCCACCGUAGAUUUCAGAGAGCAAAUCCUGCGAGUCAAGGAGGACGAGAACGUCCCCUUCCUCCUAGUGGGCAACAAGUCGGACCUGGACGACCGGCGGCAGGUGAGCGCGGACGAGGCCAAGACCCGCGCCGAACAAUGGGGCGUCUGUUACGUGGAGACCUCGGCCAAAACCCGUGCCAACGUCGACAAGGUCUUCUUCGAUCUGAUGCGCGAAAUACGAGCGAGGAAGAUGGAGGACAGCAAAGAGAAGAACGGCAAGAAGAAAAGCAAAAGUUUGGCUAAGAGAAUCCGAGAGCGAUGUUGUAUUUUAUAGUGGCCCGAGGUCUUAAAAAAAAAAAAAAAAAAAAAGCCAGAGAGCUGCUUGUGUACAUAUGCUACAUUUCUCAGACUUUUUAUUUAAACCCUUUUUGCGUUUAACCUAUAAAACGGCGACACUCCAUAUGCUCAAAAACAUUGAAUCCUUCCGCUGCCUGUUUUAAAUGAAGUCAAAAGAGGCUCAAGUGGGAGAAAAUAUGUCAAAGAUGAUUAAAAAGAGGUACAUAGUGGGACAAAAUAUGGAAAAGACACUUUUUUUCAUUAAAAAAAAAACAAACAAAAAAAACAGACUAAAUGAAAACCUGAAAUCAAUACACAGUGGUAUGAAAAAGUAUCUGAACCUUUUGGAAUUUCUCGCAUUUCUGCAUAAAAUCACCAUCAAAUGUGAUCUAAUCUUUGUCAAAAUCACACAGAUGUAAAAACUGUCUGCUUUAACUAAAGUAGUUUUUCUAAUGUUUCAAUGAGGAUAGCAUGAAAACAAUGACAGAAGGGGGAAAAUAAGUAAGUGAACCAUCAUAUUUAAUAUUUUGUGGCCCCCACUUUGGCAAAAAUAACUUCAAACAGACGCUUCCUGUGGCUGCAGAUCAGUCUGCCACAUCGAUCAGGACUAAUCUUGGCCCAUUCUUCUCCAUAAAACUGCUGCAAUUCAGUCAGAUUCCUGGGAUGUCUGGCAUGAAUCACUGUCUUUAGGCCAUGCCACAGCAUCUCAAUGGGGUUCAAGUCUGAACUUUGACUUGGUCACUCCAGAACGGUUAUUUUGUUCUUCUGAAACCAUUCUCAAGUUGAUUUACUUCUGUGUUUUGAAUCGUUGCCUUGUUGCAGCAUCCAGCUUCAACUGUCUGACGGACGGCCUCAAGUUGUCCUGCAAAACUUUUGAAUUCAUUCUUCCAUUAAUAAUUGCAAGUUGUCCAGGCCCUGUGGCAGCAAAACAGCCCCAAAUCAUGAUGCUCCCUCCACAACCAUGCUUCACGGUGCGGAUGAGGUGUUGAUGUUGGUGAGCUGUUCCAUUUUUCCUCCUCACAUGACGUUGUGUGUUACUCCCAAACAAUUGAACUUUGGUUUCAUCAGUCUACAAAAUAUUUUACCAAAUCUUCUCUGGAGUGUCCAAGUUUUGCGAACACUAAACAAGCAACAACAACAAUGUUUUGGAAUCCUCCCAUGAACACCAUUCUUGGCUAUAGUUUUACAUAUAGUUGAUCUGUUCAGAGAUAUUGGACUGUGCCAGUGAUUUCUGUAAGUCUUUAGCAGAUGUUCUAGGGUUCUUUUUUACCUCUCUGAGUAUUCUGCACUGAACUCUUGGCGUCUUUGGUGGAUAGCCACUCCUUGGAAGAGAAGCAAGAGUGCCAAACUCUCUCCAUUUGUAGACAACUUCAACUUCUGACUGUCGAUUGAUAAACAUCCAGACUUUUAGCGAUGGUUUUGUAUCCUUUCCCAGCUCUAUACAAAUCCCCAAUUCUUGAUUGCAGGUUCAGACAGCUCUUUUCACCGAGCCACAUCAGACAGUGCUUCUCGUCACGACAAUUCUUACCAGUCUUACCAGGUGUGUGUUUAAUAGUGGUCAGGGCAGCUUUCAACCACUCAUCAGUGAUUGGGCACACAUCUGACUUAAAUUGUUUGGUAAAAAUUCGUUUCAGUUGCGCUUUAAGUCUCCUUAGGCAGAGGGUUCACUUACUUGUUUUCCCCACUUCUGUCAUGAUUUGCAUGCGUUCCUCAUUCAAAUAUGAAAACCUAUAAAUCAGGGGUCCCCAAACUUUUUCCUGUGAGGGCCACAUAACUUUUCCCUUCUCUGAUGAGGGGCCGGGUCAGUUUGUAACAGAAAAAGUGUGACGAUUGCAGGAGGGACUAAAUGUAAAGAUGUAUUGUUUUUCAGAAAGCCAUAAUCAAAUAACACUUUCUGGAUUCUUCACUGAACAAAAGUAAAUAAAUUAAUAUAAUAUAAUAAUAACACUAUUAAUUAAAUAGAUAAUAACCAAAUAACCCUCUCUGCGUUCUUCACAGAAAAAAAAUCCAGAAAAUAAAUAACACUAUUGGGGAAAAAGAAAAAAAAAUUGUUCAGGGGGCCGGACCAAAUGUGGAGGCGUGCCGUGUCCGGCCCGCGACUUUGGGGACCCCUGCUAUAAAUGUUUGGGCGGUUUUAGUUACAGGAGACACUGAUUUUUCAUCUGUGUGAUUUUGACAAAGAUCAGAUCACAUAUGAUAAUGAUUUUAUUCAGAAAUGUGAGUAAUUCCAAAAGGUUCAGAUGUGUUUUCGUACCACUGAAUAUUAAUAACUCUACAGCUCUAUUCCCGGUGAUAGAGGUCCAGUCCGUUUGGACUGGCAGCAAUUGAAUUAGUGAAAAGCAGAUGCUUUGACAUUGACGAAAUUGUAUUGUUUAAAAAUCGGUUAAGAAACGACCAAUGACUUAAAACAUUUUAAUGGGAGCAUUGCCCCUACCAAAAUGUCUGCCAGUAAGGCACAUCACCCACCAUUUUUCACUCCACCUUUUCAUUCGCUGCCAUUGAUGGUGAUUAAUAUCCUUUCCAUUUACAAUGGCAUUGAAUGAUCACAUUUCAGUGCAAUUGAUAACAUAUUAACUUUAUUUUUCUUCUUUAAUUCCACAUAAAAAAAAAACACUAAUGUUCUUAAAUCACAAGUAUUUGCACAUCCUGGUUCUAACAUUUCAACCAUUUUUUAAAAUUCUACUAUUGUUCUUGUUAUGAAGUCAUCUUUGGUGCUUAAACAGGCUAAUCGCGUCUCUAUGCUAGCAUUAUGAAGGUGCACAAUGUUGCGGCUAAGCUAAUUUGACCAAAAUGAGUGAAAACGCAUCAGCGAAACUGGAAAACGGGAUCAUAAAAUCCACAAAAAAGGUUCUUUGUCACUACUAAGAAAGCAAUUUAAAGUCCCGAAUUCAAUUUAAAAAGUGCCAGAUGGAUUGAAAAUAGCCAAAGAAAACCGCUAGCUAGCUACCACACGCUAAAGUGCCCACUUUUCCAAUUAAAGUGAAUUUGAAAAAGACUGAUCACGAGAAGUUUUUUUUUGUGCACGCCACUGCCUACGUGUCGUCCGUGUUGAAUGUCGAGCGUCGCCAGGCCGAUGCUAACAAUCGUGUGCAUUUACUGUAUUGAGCUAACCAUAUUCUUACAUUUGAAUACAAUAUGAGAAGUUGGGCAUGGUUAGCUUUCAGAUGGAUUUUCCUGCAAUAUAGUCAUCGGAAGUGUGGAACAGUUGCACAAAUGCGUUUUAAAGUUGAAAGCAAAGGUGUCAAACUUAAAGCACGGGGCCUAGAUCGGGCCCUGUGUAGCCUGCAAAAGCAAAUUGUGGUGUUUCUGGAUGAAAUAGAAAAAUUGUACAUUUUUGUUGAAAGUAUUUUUUGGUUACCAAACCCCUUGAGAAUGCAUGGGAAAGUUGUUUUACUGGCUUGUAAUUUCAUAACCAGGUACAGUGCUGGCCAAAAGUAAUGGCACCCCUGCAAUUCUGUCAGAUAAUGCUCAAUUUCUCCCAGAAAAUGAUUGCAAUUACAAAUACUUUGGUAGUAGUAUUUUCUAUAAUUUUGCUUGAAAUGAAAAAACACAAAAGAGAAUGAAGGGGAAAAAAUUAAUCAUCAUUUUACACAAAACUGCAAAAAUGAGGCCGGACAAAAGUACUGGCACCAUUUGAAAAAUCAUGUGCUGCUUCUCUAAUUUAUGUAAUUAACAGCACCUGUUACUUACCUGUGGCACAUACCAGGUGGUGGCAGUAACAAUCACACGUGCAGCCUGUUAAAAUGGAUUAAAGUUGACUCAACCUCUGUCCUGUGUCCUUGUGUGUACCACAUUGAGCAUGGAGAAAAGAAAGAAGACCAAAGAACUGUCUGAAGACUUGAGAAGUAUAAUGGUGAGGAUGGAUGGGUAAUCUCAAGGCUACAAGUCCAUCGCCAAAGACCUGAAUGUUCCGGUGUCUACCGUGCGUAAUGUCAUCAAUAAAUGUAAAGCCCACAGCACUGUGGCUAACCUCCCUAGAUGUGGACGGAAAAGAAAAAUUGACGAGAGAUUUCAACCAAACAUUGUGCGGAUGGUGGAUAAAGAACAUCGACGGACAUCUAAACAAAUUGAAGCUGUCCGGCAGUCCGAGGGUACAACUGUGUCAACUCGUACUAUCCGACGGAGUCUGAACGAAAAGGGGCUAUGGUAGGAUACCCAGGAAGACCCCAUUUCUGACCCAGAGACUUAAAAUAGCCAGGCUGGAGUUUGCCAAAACUUACCUAAGAAAGCCAAAAACGUUUUGGAAGAAUGUUCUCUGGUCAGAUGAGACAAAAAAAAGGCUUUUUGGGAAAAGGCAUCAAUAUAGAGUUGACAGGAAAAAAACGAGGCCUUUAAAGAAAAGAACAUGGUCCCCACAGUCAAACAUGGUGGAGGUUUCCUGAUUUUUUUGGGGGUUGCUUUGCUUCCUCUAGCACUUUUGGGGUUGCUUUGCUUCCUCUAGCGCUGGACUGCUUGACCAUGUGCAUAGCAUUACACAUUUUGCAGCAAAAUGUAGGGUCCAGUGUGAGAAAGCUGGUUCUCCCUCAGAGGUCAUGGGUCUUCCAACAGGACAAUGACCCAAAACACACUUCAAAAAGCACAAGAAAAUGGUUUGAGAGAAAGCACAGGAGACUCCUAAAGUGGCCAGACCUGAAUCCCAUAGAACACCUGUAGAGAGAUCUGAAAAUGGCACCCCACCCUUCAAAUCUCAGAGACCUGGAGCAGUUGGCCAAAGAAGAAUGGUCUCAAAUUCCAGCAGAGCAUUGUAAGAAACUCAUACCGGAAGCGGUUGUUCGCAGUUAUUUUGUCUAAAGGUUGUGCUACGAAGUAUUAGGCUGAGGGUGCCAAUACUUUUGUCCGGCCCAUUUUGUGUGAGUUUUGUGUAAAAUGAUAAUGAUUUCAUUUUUUUUCUUCAUUCUCUUUUGUGUUUCUUCAUUGCAAGCAAAAUAAAUGAAGAUAUUACUGUCAAAACAUUUGUUAUUGCAAUCAUUAUUCUGGGAGAAAUUGAGCAUUAUCUGCCAGAAUCGCAGGGGUGCAAGUACUUUUGGCCAGCACUGUACUUGAAUUUACAUGAAGGGUCUAGAGACCUUUUUUUAAUUAAUCCAAUUUGUUAUCAUUUCCAGUUGUCGUGCAAAAAUUCCUCAACGUUCACUGGAAAGCUAAAUAUUUUGUUAGCCAAAAACCUUCAUUCCCUUUCUUUGCUUUGAUCAACUGAGCCACAGCUAUUUUUCUUUUCAGCCCGUUUUCCCACAACAGGAGUCUAUGCAACAAAAAAGUGGCGUACCUUCAAAACACAACUCUGUUUUCUUUGCAAUCCCCGUUCAUAGACUUCAUAAUGAUAUUGACGGGACACUGGGCCGAUUAAGUGGGGGCCUGCAUUGUUGGCGAGGCCGUCAAAGCUGACUGAGCGGAAUCACAGAUAAAGAGCUUUUUUUUUGAUGAAAAUUCUUGUGAAUAAAUGCUUAAAUCCCUGAGUUCUUUAGAGAUAUGGACUAGGGCUGCAGCUAUCGAUUAUUUUAGUAGUCGAAUAAUCGUUGAACAAGUUAGUUCGAGUAAUCAGAUAAGGAACAUAAAAAAUUAAAAUACUUGAGCUGAGUCUCAAAUGGUAUAAAAAGAAUAAAUAAAUGAAGAUCUAAUUACAACUGAAGAACAAUUGACUAACUUACACAGCAAAAGUCUGCUUAAAGCUUAUAACUUAAAUGCUAUAAAAUGCAAACUUUUUUUCUUACAAUGCUCUUAACAAAUGGUUCACGCACAUAUUCCCACAGAAAAAGGCUAAUUAUACCUAUAAACUAAAUUACGAAUGCAUUAUCAUUUAUGUUGGUCUUAACAGGGAGCAGCUGGAUUCAGCCAUGGGAAAUGAGUUAUGUCAUAUUUACUGUUGCCACUAGAAGGCAGCGUAUCCACCCGAAUCCUAAAACUAAAUGCAAACACUUUCAAAAUAAACCAUUACAAAGCCACGAGGCACAAAAUUUAGAUUUUUUUUCUAAUCGAAUUACUCGAGUUAAUUGAUUAAUCGUUGCAGCACUAAUAUGGACGUGAAACAGUCUCGAUUCUUGGUUAAGAGCCAAAAAAACGUGCAGUUAGCAUUUAUUUUACGUAAAUAUAUUGAAGUACAAUGCUAGUUUGUUAGUAAACGUAGCUAGCAGCCAUUUGAUGGAAACAGACCUUUUCCGGUGAAAAUUCUCUUGAAUAAAUGCUUAAAUCCCCGAAUUCUUUACACAUAUGGGUGUAAAACGGUCUCGAUUCUUGGUUAAAAGCAAAAGAACCGGGAAGUUAGCAUUUAUUUUACAUAAAUAUGUCGAAGUACAAUGCUAGUCUGUUAGUGAAUGUAGCUAGUGGCCGCCUGAUGUAAACAGAGCUUUUCCAGUGAAAUUUCUUGUGAAUAAAUGCUUAAAUCCCCGAAUUCUUUAUAGAUAGGAGCAUAAAACAGUCUUGAUUCUUGGUUAGAAGCCCUAAAAAAACGUGCAGUUAGCAUUUAUUUUGCGUAAAUAUGUCGAAGUACAAUGCUAGUCUGUUAGUAAAUGUAGCUAACGGCCGCCUGACGUGAAGUGAGCUUUUCAGGUAACAAUUCAUGUGAAUAAAUGCUUAAAUCCCCAAAUACUUUAUAAAUAUUCUUUAAACCUUUCAAAAUGGAGUUGUCAGGGCAACGAGGGGUUGUAGAUUUUGCCACCUCAGUGUCAAAGAGGCUCUUGGAGUCUUGGCAGUCGUGUUAUCAGUUGGAUAUCGGGCUUUCUCCUGUGCUCCUUGUGUUGGGACAGAGCCUCCCGCCAUUUGUUCUGGACUGUCCGAGAGAACUGAUUGCAGACGUUGGCUUGUCAGCGUCAAUCUUGUACAGCUUUCGUACUUUUUCAACAGAAAUCCGCCGUUAGAUCGCUGCGUGCGCGUGUUUUUGAAUAGCUCCUCCUGACGUGGGCGGCCCCCUACUUGAAUGUGAGGCGCAGCACAUGACCGAUCUGACCUGUCAAUACAUUAUGAAGUCUAUGCCCAGUUUGAAAUCCUCCUCUUAAUUGCACUGGUGUCACGAAAAUGCAAAAGAACGCCCGCGGUUCGUAUUUAUCGAAAAGCACAUAUAGUGAAGAGUUCGGGAAAGCCUAAGCUAAUAAGCGCACGGAAAGCAUAUUUUUAAUUUAAGGGCUAAUUUCCAGCACACGACGGCCCGGGGUAGAAAAAUGUCGACUUUUUCAAGUGUAAGAAUAAAACCGUGUUAUCUCCAUUUUCAGUGUGCUCUUGUCGCUAAAUAACUACAAAAACAAUAAUGACCACCGUUGUGCUUAUUGCUUAACUAAAAAAAAAAAAAAAAAUAGCUAGUACGCGCUGUGAGUUUCUUCCUACUUCGCCCCUACCAAGAUGGCUGCCACUGAGGCAUGUCACGAGCCAUUUUUCACUUUGUUGUUCCUUUUCGGAGAUGAUGGUAAGCUCAUUCACUGCCAUUGACAGCAAUCGAGGUCAAAUUCAUUUGAAAUGAGAUGACUGGCACUGAAUGAUUAUGUAUGAGUGCCAUUGACGGUGCUAGACGUCCAAUCCAUUUGAAGUGGGAGGGUGGCAGCGAAUGAACGUUCGUUCAUUCGCUGCCACCCUCCCUCUUCAAAUGGAUUGGACGUCUAAACCCGUUCGAGAUUGGACGUCUGUCAUCGUCAAUGGCACCGAAAGAGUCUGCCGAGACGGCCAUUUUUUUUUUUUGCCUUUUUAUAUUAAUGCUAUAGAAAAUCUACUAUAUACAAUAUGUCUAUGUUGGGUUGGGUGAUGGGGCAUGUUUGAAACGCUACCUUCAUGUUUACUUGAUUUUUUUGGAAACAUAACCACUAAUGUAGCCUAAAAACGUCUUUGAGUGCAAGAGGCGAUGCUUACAUUUCAAAUUUGGUGUGUGUGCGUGUGCGUAUGCGCGUGUGUUCUUUGGAAAUGGCAAAUAAAGGUGAUAUGACUAACGCA